AUGCUGUGCUGCCUGCUGCUCCUCACCCUGCUGCUGGGGGCUGCCCUCCCAGCGCCUGUGUACCAGAGCUACUCAGUUCCUGAGGAUUUCUCUGCUCCCCUGGAGCUUCCACAGAAGCACUUUGGCCUGGUGGAUGAUUAUGGCAUCAAGCCCAAGCAGCCUCGCUUCAGAACGUGGGUGGCCCCGGAGCGGCCGGCGCAGCUGCGCAGAGCUGGCAAAAGCAAACGUGACGGGCUGGACUUGCUGGAGUACUACGAUGAUGGGCGCCUGUGA
Molecule: messenger RNA, 273 nt
Organism: Catharus ustulatus (Swainson's thrush)
Lineage: Eukaryota; Metazoa; Chordata; Aves; Passeriformes; Turdidae
Gene: FREY1
Product: chromosome 6 C11orf94 homolog
Exons: 3
Coding region: 1-273 (90 amino acids)
Source: RefSeq, a predicted model, not a curated record